UGGUACGCUGUUUUAUCUUGGCAUAUUAUUUGCACUUCAUGGUUUUUUAUUGUGUUCUAUGAUGACUCAGGGUCGCAAUUUGUCGAUACCACGUUUAACUUUCAUUAUGUCAGUAUUUGUCAAUACAUUUGGACAUACAUGUGUAUAUUGCGCUGUAGGAGAAAUUUUAGUUGCACAAUGCGAAGGAGUUUAUCAAGCUGUAUACAAAUACAAGUGGUAUAAUUUGGAGCCAAAGAAAGCAAAGAACUUAAUGAUGAUAAUGAUUCGAGCCAACAAAUCGUUGUACCUUACCGCAGGAAAACUGUUCCCUAUGACGAUGUCAACUUUUUGUAACUUGUUAAAAACAUCGGGCGGUUAUAUAUCAGUUUUGCUGGCACAUCGAGAAUAAAAAUAAAAAUCUACGAAAGUCGAAUAAAAAUCUAAUUUUAAAACAUG
This is a messenger RNA of Atta colombica, 435 nucleotides long. Its product is annotated as odorant receptor 63a-like. Lineage: Eukaryota; Metazoa; Arthropoda; Insecta; Hymenoptera; Formicidae. Gene Ontology annotation, biological process: sensory perception of smell; detection of chemical stimulus involved in sensory perception of smell. Gene Ontology annotation, cellular component: plasma membrane. Gene Ontology annotation, molecular function: odorant binding; olfactory receptor activity. The transcript has 4 exons. The record is from RefSeq and is a predicted model, not a curated record. Bases 59 to 388 code for a protein of 109 amino acids.